Corticium candelabrum is the source of this 1893-nucleotide messenger RNA. Its product is annotated as M-phase inducer phosphatase-like. The record is from RefSeq and is a predicted model, not a curated record. Gene Ontology annotation, molecular function: protein tyrosine phosphatase activity. Gene Ontology annotation, cellular component: nucleus; cytoplasm. The transcript has 18 exons. Lineage: Eukaryota; Metazoa; Porifera; Homoscleromorpha; Homosclerophorida; Plakinidae. Gene Ontology annotation, biological process: positive regulation of G2/MI transition of meiotic cell cycle; protein dephosphorylation; positive regulation of G2/M transition of mitotic cell cycle. The coding region runs from base 85 to 1731 and encodes 548 amino acids.
GUAUGGUCAACCCUAAGGCGGGCUGCAUAGAAUUCGUUACUGUCUCUCUCCCGAGCCGUAGGCUCUAACGUCGCAGAGAUUGUCAUGGAGAACGAAGAAGAAAAGAAGCGUUUAUCGCUGAGGAUUCCGCUCACCAGGACUCUCUCACUUAGCCGUGAGGCGAUUUCUUCUUCAUCCCCAUUUUCAUCAAAAACUCUUCCUAUCGCUUCUCCAAUGACCAAUCUUGCGAUGGAACUAAGCAUGUCCAGUGUGAGGACGCCGCGACGACGUCUGUCGUUGUCGAGCAAUGAGAGCAACACGCCGUGCUCACCUCUUGAAGCUGACAUCAGUGGAAGGUCGAUCUCUCAGUCAUCUGCUGCAGAUCAGGGUUAUCAGAGUGGAUCGUGGUCUGAACCGAUCACACCUCUUUCGCCUGCAGAUGGCAUGCUGGGUGUUGGAUUUUUAGAAACUCCAAAACGAACUGGCCUUCGGAGAUCGUCAUCGUUUGCCACUGUCAACACACCGCCGUGCGUACCAGAAGACGAGAAGGAGAACAACAAAGGCUUUGUGUUUGCCCGUCCUGUCGGUAUCCGUUUGCGGCGCAAAGCUUUUCUGCCGGCAACACAAUCGAUAACAUGGCCAGAUAGUGGACUAGCCAACAAACUUUCAUUGAGUGCCGUGUCUCCAGGUGAUGUUUUCGAGUCAACGGGGGAUGGAAAGUGUAUAGGCACGAGUAGUUCUUAUCAUCAACGGUUGCCUUCAGGGUUUUCCGAUCUCAUUAAGAAACCGAUUAUUGUACAGGCUGGUGGCUUGAACAAACCUUGUGAUGGUUCUGAUUCACAACAAGAAGUAACUAAAGAUGGUAGGGUGUUGGAUAGGAGACUUGGGCAGGUUCGUCCGGCACUAAAAUGCCUCAGCGAAUCAGCAUUACUCGAUAGACAAAGUCCAACGAGCUUGAAAUUGCCUGCAGUCAAGCGAUCUAAUCCCAGCUCAUCUCCCAGCCCUGGAGCAAAGAAGAAAUCGAGGGCGUACUCACUAAGUGUUGAAAACGCUCACUCAUCAGACAGCAACCCAUUCUUCACACACGAGGUUUCUCCGAUCAGGAGAUGCUAUUCAAUGCCAUUCACGAGUCCUCUGAUUGACCAAGCAUUUGGGAUAGGCUGCGAGGAUGCUGACCUUAUAGGUGACUUUACGAAGCCACAUGCUUUGCCGAUUGUCAAUAGCAACAAGGCACUAAAAAAUAUUACGGUUCAAACGCUAUCCGAGUUGAUGAAUCAAGAGUACGAGUCUGAAAUUGGACGAUACGUUAUUGUGGAUUGUAGAUAUCCAUUUGAAUACAGCGGAGGACACAUCAAGGGUUCCAAGAAUCUCUAUCUGAAAGAUCAGAUAGAACACUUUUUUAUGCAAGAACCACUAAAGCUUCCCCAAGACGGCCGCCGUUUAGUCAUAAUUUUUCAUUGCGAAUUUUCAUCAGAACGUGGACCUACAAUGUGUAAAUAUUUGCGUGAACGCGAUCGAUCAUUUCAUGCCAGCAAGCUAGACUACCCGACUCUCUAUUAUCCUGAGAUGUAUCUUUUGUUUGGUGGAUACAAGGUGUUUUACGCAGAGUGCAAGGAACUCUGCGAACCAAACGGCUACACGUCGAUGAACGACGAGAAGUAUUUAAAUGAGUUGAAGCACUUUUCGAAGAAAGCGAAGUCGUGGAGUGGAGAGACUCCUCGCGUUUCAAGAACAGGUUUGAAGAAUUGCUGACGUCCCUCUGACAUUUAGUUGUAGCACGAUGUUAGACUGACACGUUUGUUUGCAUACGUUUUCUUACAACUGGAUGUUGGUGUCUUAAGAUUGGAUCUAUGUAAAGUCAUUUCCAAGUAAUAAUGGAAGCAACUGCACAAGCGAUCGUGUUGUCAUGUGUGA